This is a messenger RNA of Jaculus jaculus (lesser Egyptian jerboa), 6787 nucleotides long. RefSeq names its product RPGRIP1 like (gene Rpgrip1l). Gene Ontology annotation, cellular component: photoreceptor connecting cilium. Gene Ontology annotation, biological process: retinal rod cell development; non-motile cilium assembly. The coding region runs from base 136 to 3990 and encodes 1284 amino acids. The transcript is spliced from 26 exons. Lineage: Eukaryota; Metazoa; Chordata; Mammalia; Rodentia; Dipodidae. Gene Ontology annotation, molecular function: thromboxane A2 receptor binding. The record is from RefSeq and is a predicted model, not a curated record.
AGGAAGAACUGCAUUUCCCAGAGGCCCACGGGGCCUGCCAUGUUUUCCCGUGCUGCUCUCCGCCAGCCGCCACACACACGCCGUCGGCGCUAUAGCAACGGUAGCUAGCCAGCCUGGCGGGAACCGAGAUAGGCCAUGUCUGGUCCAAGUGAUGAGACUGCGGGAGAUCUGCCUGUGAAAGACAUGGGUCUGAACCUCUUUGGAGUGGGAGGGUUACAAGAAAUUUCAACGGUCCGAACAGUGAAGGCUCGCCAGGCAGUGUCACGUGUCAGUCGUGAGGAACUGGAAGACAGAUUUUUGCGUUUGCAUGAUGAGAACAUUUUACUUAAACAGCAUGCCCGCAAGCAAGAGGAUAAAAUUAAAAGAAUGGCCACCAAGUUAAUACGGCUAGUUAAUGACAAGAAAAGAUAUGAGCGGGUUAGUGGCGGCCCCAAGCGGCUGGGACGAGAUGUGGAAAUGGAAGAAAUGAUUGAGCAGCUGCAAGAAAAAGUUCACGAGCUUGAAAGACAAAAUGAAGUCCUCAAAAACAGACUAAUAUCCGCCAAACAGCAACUUCAAAUCCAGGGUUGUAGACAAACCCAGUACAAUCAUGUACAGUCUCGUAUUAACACUGGGCGUAGGAAAGCAAAUGAAAAUGCAGGCUUCAAGGAAUACCCCAGGAAAGGUAUAAGAUUCCAAGAUGUAGAUGAAGCAGAAACUGUGCAGCCCAUGCUUACAAAAUAUGGCAGUAGUUUACUUGAAGAAGCCAAAGGAGAAAUAAGAAAUUUAGAAAAUGUCAUUCAGUCACAGAGAAGCCGAAUAGAAGAGUUAGAGCAGUCAGCUGAAAUCCUGAAGACUCAGCUGAGGAGAAAAGAAAAUGAAGUUGAGUUAUCACUUCUUCAACUGCGAGAACUGCAAGCUACAGAUCAAAGGUCAAAUAUUCGAGACAAUGUAGAAAUGAUUAAACUUCAUAAGCAACUAGUGGAGAAAAGCAAUGCUCUUUCAGUAAUGGAAGGAAAAUUUAUUCAGCUUCAAGAGAAGCAAAGAACUCUCAGGGUCAGCCAUGAUGCCUUGAUGGCAAAUGGAGACGAGCUAAACAUGCAGCUUAAAGAGCAGCGUUUGAAGUGCUGCAGCCUUGAGAAGCAGCUCCAGUCCAUGACAUUCUCUGAAAGAAGAAUAGAAGAGCUGCGGGAUAGAAUUAAUGAUUUAGAAAAGGAACGAGAGCUUUUAAAGGAAAACUGUGAUAAACUUUAUAACAGUGCCUUCGGGGCUGCGCAUGAAGAACAGUGGAAGUUAAAGGAGCAGCAGUUGAAAGUGCAGAUUGCUCAGCUGGAGACUGCCUUAAAGUCUGACCUAACAGACAGAACUGAAGUCCUUGACAAAUUAAGGAUGGAAAGAGACCAGAAUGAGAAGCUCAUUCAGGAGAAUAGAGAACUGCAGUUACAGUACCUGGAACAAAAGCACCAACUUGAUGAGCUUAAAAACCGCAUGAAAUUUUUCAACCAGGAGAGUGACCUCAAUGCUGAGGAACUGAGUGAAGCUCUCCUGUUUAUAAAGGCUCAAAAAGAACAAAAGAAUGGAGACCUUUUAUUUUUAGAGAAAGUAGACAGUAAAACUAAUAAAGAUCUAGACCAUGCCAUGAAAGAGCUGCAAGCAACUCAUGCAGAAACAGUACAAGAACUUGAAAAGACAAGAAACAUGCUACUUAUGCAACACAGAAUUAACAAAGAUUACCAGAUGGAAGUGGAAGCAGUGACCCAUAAGAUGGAAAAUUUGCAGCAAGAUUAUGAACUCAAAUUAGAACAAUACACUCAUCUUCUUGAUAUUAGGGCUGCGCGCAUCCAAAAGUUAGAAGCCCAAUUAAAAGAUAUUGCCUAUGGCACCAAGCAGUACAAAUUUAAAGCAGAAAUUGCGCCAGAUGACUCUGUUGAUGAAUUUGAUGAGACCAUCCACCUAGAACGAGGAGAGAAUUUAUUUGAGAUCCAUAUCAGCAAAGUAACCUUCUCUUCUGAAGUUUUGCAGGCAUCUGGUGAUAAAGAGCCUGUUACUUUCUGUACCUAUGCCUUCUAUGAUUUUGAACUGCAGACAACUCCCAUAGUGCGAGGUUUUCACCCAGAGUAUAAUUUCACCUCUCAGUAUGUUGUUCAUGUAAAUGACUUAUUUUUGCAAUAUGUUCAGAAGAACACUAUCACUCUUGAGCUCCACCAAGCCUAUAGCACAGACUAUGAAACAAUUGCAGCAUGUCAACUGAGAUUCCAUGAAAUUCUGGAGAAAAGUGGUCGAAUAUUUUGCAAAGCAAGUUUGGUUGGAACUAAAGGAGUUGUCCCAAAUUUUGGCACAGUAGAAUACUGGUUCCAGUUAAGAGUUCCCAUGGAUCAGGCAAUUCGACUUUAUCGAGAACGGGCAAAGGCUUUGGGAUAUAUAAGAUCAAAUGUUAAUGGGCCAGAGCAAAUGCAAUUGUUAAAUCACCAAGCAGCCAAAACUACUCAACCCGGUUCAACAGACCCCACGGAUGGCAACUUAAAUGAGCUUCACAUCACAGUAAGAUGCUGUAGCCACCUGCAAGCCCAAGCGAGCCACCUGCAGCCACACUCUUAUGUGGUGUACAGGUUUUUUGAUUUUGCAGACCAUGAUACAGCCAUCAUUCCCAGUAGCAAUGAUCCACAGUUUGAUGAUCACAUGUGUUUCCUAGUGCCUAUGAGUAUGGAUUUGGACCGAUACCUUAAGUCAGAGUCUCUGAGUUUUUAUGUGUUUGAUGAUAGUGAUACCCAGGAGAAUAUUUACAUAGGAAAAGUUGACGUGCCUCUGAUUUCAUUGGCACAUGACAGGUGUAUCUCAGGGAUAUUUGAGUUAUCAGAUCAUCAGAAGCAUCCUGCAGGCACCAUCCAUGUUAUAUUGAAGUGGAAAUUUGCUUACCUUCCACCAAGUGGAUCAAUAAAUAUUGAAAAGUUAGGAAACUUCAUAUGCAGAGAAGAGCCAGAAGCUCAAAAACAACCUCAAGCAUCCUCUGGUGAUCCACCUGUUGUAGCACCAAGACCUAAACCAAGACACCUAGCACCUGGGGACAAAAAGGUAUCUUUUGUAGAUACCAUGCCACAUCCAAGUUCUGAGACUUCUGAAGAUAUAAAAGAGAAUUACCUAGAGGUGGAGCACACAACAGAACUAGAAACUAAUGUGUCAGCUCUUUCACUUAUUUCCAAGGCUUCCCAAGAAAGCAGUGUGGCUAAGGUCAAAGAGAACACUGAGCAGACACAGCAAGGAAGCAAAGAUGAUGAAAGCAGUGUAGCUCAGGUCAAAGAGAACACUGAGCACAUGCAACAAGGGAAAGAAGAUAGCAUGUCUCUACUUUCUGAGGGCCAGCUUGCAGAACAAAGCGUGGCUUCCUCUGAAGAUGAAACAGAAAUAACAGAAGAACUGGAACAAGAAGAGGAAGAGGACAGAUCAGCUUCUGACAGUGAUGACUGUAUUAUUUCCAUCUCAAAGAAUACCAAAAAGCCCUCUGAGCAAAUUCGGAUUGAGAUCAUAGCUCUCAGCCUUAAUGAUUCUCGAAUAACCAUGAAUGACACUAUCCAGCGGCUAUUCAUUGAGUGCCGAUUCUACAGUCUUCCUGCUGAGGAGACGCCUGUGUCACUUCCAAAACCCAAGAGUGGACAGUGGGUCUACUACAACUAUACCAAUGUGAUCUACGUGGAUAAAGAAAACCACCAGGCAGAGAGAGACAUCCUUAAGGCUAUACUGCAGAAGCAAGAACUGCCUCUCAAAAGCAUCCGCUUCACUGUGGUCAGUGACCCUCCUGAAGAUGAGCAGGACUUGGAGUGUGAGGACAUCGGCAUUGCUCACGUCGACCUGGCCACUGUGUUUCAGAAAGGGAGAGACAUCAUCGAGCAGAACAUUGAUGUCAUGGAUGCACGAGCGGACGGCGGCAGCAUUGGUAAGCUGAAGGUAACAGUGGAAGCUCUCCAGGCCCUGUGGUCUGUCUACAAGCAACACAGAGAGGACUUGGAGGCUUGAAAGAAAUUGCUCUAGAGACCUCUCCUCCUUCUGAGAAAACGCCCACAUGAAAGCUCCUAGAUGAGACUUUCUGUAAUUACUCUGGUGUGUAUAAUCUAUAAUUCAUGGGGAGCUGAAUUUGGGUUUGAAAUGUUCAAGUUUUGUAUAGUUUUUCAUUUGUUUAUUUUUCUAUACCCUCCUUCCCAUAACUGCUGCCCCUUAGGACUUCAGUUCCCUGCAUGGGCAGCACCUUCUCAAUAAUUUAUCCCUUCAUGUAGCAUGAGAACAUCUGUUUGCAUUUUCAACAUUUUCUUGUGAGGAACUGAGAUGUAAUUCCCAUUUUUAUUUUUUAUAAGCAAAAGCAUAAAUUUUAAGAAACCUAUGAAAAAGAAAUACUUUAAUGUUAUCCCUCAUCGUCCCACUAAAUGGGAUGCCUAUGAUUAGCCUCAUUAAGAGUUUUAUACUGUGAAGAUUUUAUUAGAAGCAAUAUAUGAAAAUUACUUGGAUUAAUGUGUUAAUCUUCCUCUUUAAAAUGCUAAUAUCCAUUUUAUGCACAUUAAAGCUCAGUAUGCAUUUUCUUUGAUGCAUGCAGUUUCUAUCAAUUAAAUAUAAAGAAGGAAACUGGGCACCAACUUAUUAAAUUACUGUAUUAUUUUUGUUUUUCUUUUCUUUCCUAAAAGUUAUAAUUGUUCUUAUUUGCAUGAUACUGAUGUGUUUGUAAUGAUGAUAUAGGAUCCAAGGUGUGUACAUAAGAGUGAGGGAGGAAGGAAGGGAGGGGAGAGAGGAAACAGUUGUGGAAUUCACACUUUGAAAACUUAGAUUAUGACAUGGAAAAAAUUUUAACUAUGACUCAAAUUCUGAUAUGCUCAGUUAGACCUGAAAAGAGACUCUUUUAUCAUUCUUUAAAACUUACAUCAAGCUUAUACAGUGCCAGAGUGUAUCUGGAUAACCAGAUCCUCAAAAGCAGCUCAGAAAGUUAAUUUUAUAGCUUUGACCCAAUCUUGCUGAAGGAUUUAAUUGAUAUUUUUAAUGGAGCUGUGAAUCAAUGCUGCAAAGGAAUUGUCUCUAGAGGUCUAGGAUAUAAUGCAUUUCAUUUUUUAAUUUACUUUUUUAUUUGUCAUUUUCUUCAAAGGAUUUUUAUAGGCUGUGGGUUUUCACUGUUUGCAAACAGGCUAUGUUCCUUCUUAAGCAUAUGUAAAGUAUUCAGGGAGAUAAGUAAUUUAUUAAAAUCUACCUAAUUUGCCGUGAUAUAUUAAAUCUCUGCUUCAAUGAUCACAGACCAUUUCAUUUAGAGAAUUAGGCAUUCCCUCUUUGUGUGAUUAAAGCUCUGGAAAAUGAGUUCUUUGCUCCUAUUUGUGAACAUUCAAAGCCUGCUAAUGGCAAGAAGAUGGAAUAGAUUAUGAGACAAUUCAUUACAGUUCAGCAGGGGGAAAAGCAGCUAUAAUGCAAAAAUGCAAGUAAGAAUAUCUGCAUAUAGUUUGAACCAUCUGUGCUCUAAUGGCUUCAAUAAUGACUCUCGUCUUUAGGAGGCUUUGAAAUGACAUCCGUACAAUAUUAAUUUGUUGAUGUACAUCGUGGGACCAGUAGAGUAUGAUCUGACCACAGAAAUCUAUAAAUUCUGUCUGUGCCAUUGGGCCUCCCUGUCCUGGGGCCUGCCAUCUCCAAGGGGAAUCUUGCUCUCAUCAAACCCUGCAAAUCUUCAUAACAACUCAUUCCUCUGGAACCUUCUAGAGACCACAAACAUCUGCAGAUAGACCUCUCCAAUCCUAGUAAACAGCCACAUGUUUGUUGUCACUUAGCUGGCUCUGAACUCAUCUCUUUGGCCUCUCUUUCUAGCUUUCUUUGGCUUUAUGCAGCUACAGUGUCAUUAAGACCCAUAAUAUUCCCUGCAGUAAUUUAAAACAGCCAGAUUAUACCCUGGGAUUAACUGAGUGGUUUUUGAGACAUUUAUUGUGGUACUAUCCCAGGAGGUUUGCAUUAUUGUUUUAAAAUGUUACAUCCCAAACUAAAUACCCUUUCUACAGGGAAAAGAACUAGAUUCUGCUAUUCUCUUGAGGUCUUUAAGUGAGAAGGGGAAAUUUUUGUCAGAAAACUUCUGUGAGCUAGUCAGCUGAAUAGAAUUUUUGUAUUGGAUAAGAUUAGGGAUUUAGCCAUGUUUCACUCACGUUCCUGUUUACUAGUUCUAAAAUUUGUAGCCUCAAACUCUGGCAAAGUUUCUCAACAGCCACCUCACAUGUAGUGACUACUGAUACAUUUUGAAGGGGUAAGUCCAUAUUGAGUACUCCCAACUGGCCAUCAUUGAAUCUUUCUUGUUUUGUCAUGUGUUAAUCAGAGUUCACUGCAAAGUUCACCACCUCCAGAAUUAAAGGGUGAUGGUAUUCUCUGUGACCCGAGCACGCUAUGUUAAGGAGCUGAGGUAUUGGGCUGCCAGCCACAGGGCUAUGACAUGGAAGGUGGAAGUGUGAACGUCCAGCUCUGGGUGUAACUGUACACAGUACACUCAGCACUGUGGGCACUGUAAUGCUUUUAGUUUAUAAAUAUAAAUAGAGAUGUGAUGUGGUGUGCGGGAAAGUGUAUUUUACAUGCUUUUUGCCUACUGUAGUAGAAAUGUCAAAUUCCCAGCCACUGUCAUGAGAAGCAGUUGACAAAAAUAAGUUUUAUGGUUUACAGUGUGGUUUACAUAGAGAACAUUUCUCUUCACUCUCAGUUUCAACAUGUUUUCUAAAUUAUCAUGGUUUGUUGCCAUUUAACUUAAAUUAGUUUUUUUAAGAAUAAAUAGAGACUAUGUUUAAUCAAAUAAAGAAAGUCCACAUUGAAA